This is a messenger RNA of Acinonyx jubatus (cheetah), 2147 nucleotides long. RefSeq names its product heterogeneous nuclear ribonucleoprotein K (gene HNRNPK). The transcript has 17 exons. The record is from RefSeq and is a predicted model, not a curated record. Gene Ontology annotation, molecular function: mRNA binding. Gene Ontology annotation, cellular component: nucleus; cytoplasm. The coding region runs from base 245 to 1639 and encodes 464 amino acids. NCBI's taxonomy places the organism in Eukaryota, Metazoa, Chordata, Mammalia, Carnivora, Felidae. Gene Ontology annotation, biological process: regulation of transcription by RNA polymerase II; regulation of mRNA splicing, via spliceosome.
UCCUCUGCCUCUAGUGAGUGCGCGAACGAGAAAGGAGGAGGGCGCUCCAGGCGAAAGCACUGCAGACGCCAUUAUUCCCUGUUUCUCUGCUGCUGCAACCUCGACGUCUUGCCUACGUCCCGCUUUUUUGCGGCCUAUAGGCUACUGCAGCACUAGGGUGUCAGUUGGUCCCGCCCAGAACACUUCAGUUCUGCUCUGCAAGGAUAUAUAAUACCUGAUUGGUGUGUCCAUUUAAUUCAAGAAAAUGGAAACUGAACAACCAGAGGAAACCUUCCCCAACACUGAAACCAAUGGUGAAUUUGGUAAACGCCCUGCAGAAGAUAUGGAAGAGGAGCAAGCUUUUAAAAGAUCUAGAAACACUGAUGAGAUGGUUGAACUACGUAUUCUGCUUCAGAGCAAGAAUGCUGGGGCAGUGAUUGGAAAAGGAGGCAAGAAUAUUAAGGCUCUCCGUACAGACUACAAUGCCAGUGUUUCAGUCCCAGACAGCAGUGGCCCCGAGCGCAUAUUGAGUAUCAGUGCUGAUAUUGAAACAAUUGGAGAAAUUCUGAAGAAAAUCAUCCCUACCUUGGAAGAGGGCCUGCAGUUGCCAUCACCCACUGCAACCAGCCAGCUCCCGCUCGAAUCUGAUGCUGUGGAAUGCUUAAAUUACCAACACUAUAAAGGAAGCGACUUUGACUGCGAGUUGAGACUGUUGAUUCAUCAGAGUCUGGCAGGAGGCAUUAUUGGGGUCAAAGGUGCUAAAAUCAAAGAACUUCGAGAGAACACACAGACAACAAUCAAGCUUUUCCAGGAAUGCUGUCCUCAUUCCACUGACAGAGUCGUUCUUAUUGGAGGAAAACCAGAUAGGGUUGUAGAGUGCAUCAAGAUCAUCCUUGAUCUUAUUUCGGAGUCUCCCAUCAAAGGACGUGCACAGCCUUACGAUCCCAAUUUUUACGAUGAAACCUACGAUUAUGGUGGUUUUACAAUGAUGUUUGAUGACCGCCGUGGACGUCCUGUGGGAUUUCCCAUGCGGGGGAGAGGCGGUUUUGAUAGAAUGCCUCCUGGUCGGGGUGGGCGUCCUAUGCCUCCAUCUAGAAGAGAUUAUGACGACAUGAGCCCUCGUCGAGGACCUCCUCCACCGCCUCCUGGACGAGGUGGCCGGGGUGGUAGCAGAGCUCGGAAUCUUCCUCUUCCUCCUCCGCCACCACCUAGAGGGGGAGAUCUGAUGGCCUAUGACAGAAGAGGAAGACCUGGAGACCGCUAUGACGGCAUGGUUGGUUUCAGUGCUGAUGAAACUUGGGACUCUGCGAUAGAUACAUGGAGCCCAUCAGAAUGGCAAAUGGCAUAUGAACCACAGGGUGGCUCCGGAUAUGAUUAUUCCUAUGCAGGGGGUCGUGGCUCAUAUGGUGAUCUUGGUGGACCUAUUAUUACUACACAAGUAACUAUUCCCAAAGAUUUGGCUGGAUCUAUUAUUGGCAAAGGUGGUCAGCGGAUUAAACAAAUCCGUCAUGAGUCAGGAGCUUCGAUCAAAAUUGAUGAACCUUUAGAAGGGUCCGAAGAUCGGAUCAUUACCAUUACAGGAACACAGGACCAGAUACAGAAUGCACAGUAUUUGCUGCAGAACAGUGUGAAGCAGUAUGCAGAUGUUGAAGGAUUCUAAUGCAAGAUAUUUUUUCUUUUUUAUAGUGUGAAGCAGUAUUCUGGAAAGUUUUUCUAAGACUAGUGAAGAACUGAAGGAGUCCUGCAUCUUUUUUUUUUUAUCUGCUUCUGUUUAAAAAGCCAACAUUCCUCUGCUUCAUAGGUGUUCUGCAUUUGAGGUGUAGUGAAAUCUUUGCUGUUCACCAGAUGUAAUGUUUUAGUUCCUUACAAACAGGGUGGGGGGGGGAAGGGCGUGCAAAAACUAACAUUGAAAUUUUGAAACAGCAGCAGAGUGAGUGAAUUUUAAUUUUUGUUCAUUGUUGGUGGUUUAAAGGAAAAAUAUUCCCCCCAUGUAAUUAUUGUGAACACUUUGCUUUGUGGUCACUGUAACAUUUUGGGGGGUGGGACAGGGAGGAAAAGUAACAAUAAUAGUCCAUAUGUCCCUGGCAUCUAUUCAGAGCAGUGUGCAGAAUGUAAUGCUCUUUUGUAAGAAACGUUUUAUGAUUUUUAAAAUAAAUUUAGUGAACCUA